Messenger RNA from Aspergillus steynii IBT 23096, 2175 nucleotides. RefSeq names its product P-loop containing nucleoside triphosphate hydrolase protein. The coding region runs from base 1 to 2175 and encodes 724 amino acids. Gene Ontology annotation, biological process: mRNA splicing, via spliceosome; translational elongation. Lineage: Eukaryota; Fungi; Ascomycota; Eurotiomycetes; Eurotiales; Aspergillaceae. The transcript has 7 exons. The record is from RefSeq and is a predicted model, not a curated record. Gene Ontology annotation, molecular function: GTP binding; translation elongation factor activity; RNA binding.
AUGGCCGACUCCGAAGAUACCGGCGCUGCGCCCGUCUCCGAACCUUUAGAUCUGGUGCGCCUGUCGCUGGAUGAGAUUGUCUUUGUGAAGCUGCGUGGUGAUCGCGAGCUGAAGGGUCGUCUGCACGCCUACGACAGCCAUUGCAAUGUGGUCCUGGGAGAGGUCGAGGAGACGGUCUACGUGGUAGAGGAGGAUGAGAACGGAGAAGAGACCAUCCGCACUACCAAGAAGCAAGAAGAAAUGCUUUUCGUGCGAGCUAACCAUACUUAUCUGAUUAUCUCCCCCCUGUUAUCACUAUCUAUCAUUAUGCCCCCUGGAGGACCCAAGCUCUCCCUAGAGGAGCGGCGACGAGGCGAGAUUGCGCUCAGUGAGUUUGCAGAAUAUGCCGACAAACAGCAAUCGAACCGCUCUGCCCCCGUACCGCCCAGCGACAGCGGCUACUCCACCGCCAGCGUAUCCCGCGCCCCCGAAGAACAUGCUGAGUUGGAAAUCCUGGACCAGCUGGGAUUGUCCGAUGCCCCGAAAUCGUUCAAAUUAAAGGACCUUCUGCUAGGAACAGGAGAUCAACCGGAGGAUGGUCUGCAGACUCUGGCGAGCCUGGUGCAAGGUCGCAUCGAUGAAGGCCAUGGCGAGACGAUAUUCGAUCUGGGUCUGGAGGACGGUGGAGAAUCGAUGGCGUUUGACCUGGAGCAAUGGAACACGGCUUUGCGGCGCCUACGAGAGGCGGCCGACACUCUCUCCGCGCAUUGUCGCAUCCUAAUGACCUAUAAUGUCGGAGGCCCUGAGGAGUCGAAGUGGCAUAACGAACGGAUUAAAGGGGCUUGGGGCAAGAUCCUCAUCCGACAGCCCGCUGAUAGCGUCGAGGAGAUGACCGAGAUCCGGGUCGCAGUCGUGGGAAAUGUGGAUGCUGGCAAGAGUACCAUGUUGGGAGUCCUCGUGAAGGGGAAUCUGGACGAUGGUCGCGGCAAGGCCCGGGUCAAUCUUUUCCGCCAUAAGCAUGAAGUCGAAAGCGGCCGGACCAGCUCCGUGGGCUUGGAGAUCAUGGGAUUUGACAGUCGUGGAGAGAUUGUUGGUAGCUCGCAGGGCCGCAAGCUCUCGUGGGAAGACAUCGGCAAGAAAUCCGCAAAGGUGAUUUCCUUUACCGACCUGGCUGGCCAUGAGCGGUACCUACGGACCACGGUUUUCGGUAUGCUGAGCAGCAGCCCCAACUACUGUCUCUUGAUGGUUGCGGCCAACAACGGCUUGAUCGGCAUGAGCAAAGAGCAUCUGGGGAUCGCAUUGGCACUGAAUGUGCCGGUCAUGGUGAUUGUCACCAAGAUUGAUAUCUGUCCUCCGCAGAUCCUCCAGGAGACGCUUUCUCAGCUCAACAAGAUCCUCAAGUCUCCCGGGGCUCGCAAGAUCCCCGUGUUCAUUAAAGACAUGGAAGAAACCAUCAACACGGCCACGCAGUUUGUCAGCCAGCGCAUCUGCCCCAUUUUCCAGGUUUCCAACGUCACCGGAGAGAAUCUGGAGUUGGUACGAACCUUCCUCAAUAUCCUACCGCAUCGCGGCCAGUACAACCCGGACGCUCCUUUCGAGUUUCUCAUCAACGACACCUUCUCCGUGCCGCACGUGGGAACCGUCGUGUCGGGCGUGGCCAAGUCCGGUGUGAUUCACGCCGGCGAUCCGGUGCUUGUGGGACCUGACUCACUGGGCCAGUUCACGACGACUACAAUCAAGUCGAUUGAGCGCAAACGGAUCCAGGUAAAUGCUUGUUUUGCAGGCCAGUCGGGCUCGUUUGCCUUGAAGCGAGUUCGCAGGAAAGAGGUGCGAAAGGGCAUGGUUGUUCUCAAGAAAUUGGACCAACCACCCAAGGUAUACCGGGAAUUUAUUGCCGAAGUUUUGAUUCUGUCCCAUGCAACCACCAUCAAGCCCCGAUAUCAAGCCAUGCUGCAUGUCGGAGCGGUGAGCCAGACCUGCUCCGUCAUUGACAUUGACCGCCCCUUCAUUCGAACUGGCGAUCGUGCUCUGGUGGCCUUCCGUUUCGUCCAGCGUCCCGAAUUCCUGGCUCCUGGUGAUCGAGUGCUGUUCCGCGAGGGCAAAACUAAAGGACUAGGAAUCGUCAAAAGCGUUGGCUACGACCCGGAGAAGCCCCUAAAUCCGGAAGAGAAAAAGGCGCCCGAGAAAGGCAAUUGA